GCGGCGGGGCCAGCUUCGGCCGGGCCAGCACGCAGCCUGAGCCCGUGAUGCUGAAGAUGAUGACCUUCUUCCAGGGCCCUCCAGGCCAGCGGCCUGGACCAGGGAACCUCGACUUCCUCGGAAGCCCCCCAAAGCUGCGCUCCCCAUCAGAGGCAGAGUCAGAAGCCUCCAUGUCGGAGGCCUCCUCUGAGGACCUGGUGCCACCCCCACCCCUGGAGGCUGGGACAGCCCCGGAUAAGGAGGAAGAACAGGCUGCCAAGAAGAAGAGGCCCAAAGGACUGGCCACCAUGUUCAGCGUGUUUACCAAAGGGAAGAAGAAGAAGGGCCAGCCCAGCUCGGCGGAGCCCGAGGCGGAGCCGGAGGCCAGGCCGGGGCUGGAAGGCCGCCUGCCCACGGUGGAGGAGCUCAAGGCGGCGCUGGAGCACGGACGGCUGGAGGCAGCGCGGCCGCUGCUGGCGCUCGAGCGGGGCCUGCGGGCGGCGGCGGCCGCGGGCGGCACGAGCGCCGAGGAGCUGGUGCGGCGCCAGAGCAAGGUGGAGGCGCUGUACGUGCUGCUGCGGGACCAGGUGCUGGGCGUCCUGCGGCGGCCGCUGGAGGCGGCGCCCGAGCGGCUGCGCCUGGCGCUGGCCGUGCUGGCCGAGCAGGAGCGCGAGGACAGCAAGGUGGCCGCGGAGCCCGUGCCGGGGGCGGCCGCCCUGGCGCCCACGCGCCCGCGGGGCUGGCUGCUGCUGUGGCGUCGCGGCGUGGCCGAGGUGGCAGCCGAGCGCCUGAGCCGGCGCCCGGCCGCGGGCGCCGACGGCCGCUCGGAGACGGAGAGCGCGUUCCUGCACAUGGGCCGCACCAUGAAGGAGGACUUGGAGGCCGUGGCCGAGCGGCUGAAGCCGGUGUUCCCCGCCGAGUUUGGCGUCGUGGCUGCCUACGCCGAGAGCUACCACGAGCACUUCGCCGCUCACCUGGGCGCCCUGAUGCAGUUCGAGCUGUGCGAGCGGGACAUCUACAUGCUGCUGGUCUGGGUGCAGAACUUCUACCCCAACGACAUCUUGAACAGCCCCAAACUGGCAGGCGAGCUGCAGGGGCUCAGGCUCGGGAGCCUCCUGCCCGCCCAGCAGAUCCGGCUGUUGGAGGCCACAUUCCUGUCCAACGAGGUGGCCAACGUGAAGGAGCUGAUGUCCCGUGCCCUGGAGCUGGAGUCACAGCGCUGGGCCCAGGAUGUGGCCCCCCAGAGGCUGGACGGCCGCUGCCACAGUGAGCUGGCUAUCGACAUCAUCCAGAUCGUCUCCCAGGGACAGACCAAGGCCGAGAGCAUCACUCCUGACCUGGGCUUGCAGACACAGAAGGUGCUGCUGGUGGAGCUGGCCGAGUUCCUGAGGAGCUACCAGGCCAGCUUUGCCGAAUUUCUGGAGAGAGGCAGACAGCUGAGAAAUUACAGGGCCAAUGUCAUUGCCAACAUCAACAACUGCCCGUCCUUCCGGACAUCCGUGGAGCAGAAGUGGCAGACACUACAGGACCCCCCGAGCCGCCUGCUGGACCCCCUGAGUGAGCUCAAGAGCCAAGGCUUCGACGCGCUGCUGCAGAGCCUGUUCUCCGACCUGAAGCCGCUGUUCAAAAGGUUCACGCAGACGCGCUGGGCCGCCCCCGAACAGACCCUGGAGGAGAUCGUCGGCACGGUGCUUGCAAGGCUGCCCGAGUUCUCGGAACUGCAGGACUGUUUACGGGAGGAGCUCAUGGAGGUGGUACACCUGCACCUGGUGAAGGAGUACAUCAUCCGCCUGAGCAAGCGGCGCCUCGUGCUCAAGACAGCCGAGCAGCAGCAGCAGCUGGCCAGGCACGUGCUGGCCAACGCCGAGGUCAUCCAGCGCGUCUGCACUCAGCACGGUUCCUCCGCUACCUGGCUGCAUGCUGCCCUCCCCACUCUCGCUGAGAUCAUUCGCCUGCAAGACCCCAGUGCCAUCAAGAUCGAGGUGGCCAUGUAUGCCACCUGCUACCCCGACUUCAGCAAGAGCCACCUGAGCGCCAUCCUGGCCAUCAAGGGGAACCUGUCGAGCAGCGAGGCCAAGAGCAUCCGAAACAUCCUGGACGUCCGCUCGGCGGCGCAGGAGCCCUCCAGGUCCCUGUUCUCCCUUAUAAACGCCGGUUAGCCCUUCCUGCCUCCUGCCCUGCUCGGCCGGCACCACGCCCCCUGGGCACCCACCCGACGGAGGGCGGUUCACACCGUGCUGGCUCCGCCACCCUCCGGGCCUCCUGCAGCCUGCUCUGCGUCUGCUGACCUUGGCCGGGCCCCUGGGCAGUGGAAUCGGACAGACCUUGGUUCGGUAGGACUCUGGCGGGGGCAGGAGCACCCUGUGUGGCAGCCACCAAGGCAACAUCUGAGAAGGCCUUUGUAAAACCACAGCGGAUUGAGAGCCAGGAGGGAGGGCGCGGCCUGGGGCCAGGGAUCCCGGGCCCCUCCCGUGCAGAGGGCCCUCCCACAGUCCGCCUCACUGCUGUCCCUCUCCUAGGCCAUCCUGAGCUCCCUGGGGCCGGGGUUCAAGCCUCACUCUUCCUGCUUCCCUCAGUCCAGGCCACAGGAGCUGGGAUCAAAGACAGACCUGGACUGGAAGGAGGCGGGGAUGAACUCACCUGGGGCCUGGAAAGGGGCACGUGGGGGCCUGAGGUGAGCUGAGGGCACAGCCAGCACCAGAGCCCAUGUCCAGGGUGUCCCCGGAUUCCCUGGCCUGGAUCCCCUUGCCUCCCCCAGGGAUGGUCCCCAGGAGGCCUUGGUGACCACAGCAGCCAGGCCCAGGACCUGAUGGGACGCAGCCACCUGCAAGUGUGGCUGAGGCUGGGCAGGGGCGGGGCAACCUCAACCCCUGGUAUACGUCCUAUUGCUGCUGUCCACCAACUUGAUGAAAACAAGGGCUUAGAGCCGGGCUGGCUGGGGACGCACAGCGAGGUGCGGGAGGGCUGCGCUCCUCCUGGGGGGGGGGGGGGAUGCGCAUCCUGGUCUUCUCCUGUUGUUAGGGGCCACCUCUAUUUCCGGCCUUGCUUCCCUUCCAUCUUCAGAGCCAGCCACAGCCGAGUGAAUCCCUUCACCACCUCCCCUCCUGCCUCUCUCGCCCCAGGGGGUGUCCGCGAGCAGGGCGGGGGGGG
Messenger RNA from Lepus europaeus (European hare), 3129 nucleotides. It is a transcript of the gene TNFAIP2, whose product is annotated as TNF alpha induced protein 2. The coding region runs from base 48 to 2138 and encodes 696 amino acids. Gene Ontology annotation, molecular function: SNARE binding. The record is from RefSeq and is a predicted model, not a curated record. The transcript has 12 exons. Gene Ontology annotation, cellular component: exocyst. Gene Ontology annotation, biological process: exocytosis; exocyst localization. NCBI's taxonomy places the organism in Eukaryota, Metazoa, Chordata, Mammalia, Lagomorpha, Leporidae.